AUGGGUGGCGGCACUCCCCAUGGCGAGCCAUCCGUAGGCUCCGAUACCCCCCGCCAAAAGGGCAAAGCAACCCCCGAGACACUCAAGACAGGCUGCAUUGCCUGGGUCGAGAAAGAUGGCCAGCCGCGACGAGCCGAAAUCCUAAGCAUUAAAGAAACAAAGUCUGGGAAGCACUAUUACUGCAACUUUGACAACUUCAACAAGCGUCUGGAUGAGUGGGUGCCGGUUGCGCGAAUUGAUUUCACUCAGGAAGUCGAAUGGCCAAACCCCGAGAAAGACAAGCCCAAAGACUCGAAAACCAAAAAAGUCCCGUCAAAUCAACCCAAGAAGUCGCAAGUUUCGAAGAAAGCGCAGAAGCGGCCUGGCAAACGCGAGCAAUCGGUAAACAGCGAGGCCACUACACCACAUCCAUGGACGGAUUUUGUCGAAACGCAGGGGCAACGAAAAUCUUCAUCGGUCGGACCAGAGGCAGACCCACAAGCGGGUGCCAGUUUCGAAGCGAGCGCAACACCAGGCGCAGGAGAUGACCUGCUUGCCGAUGAGAAGGAAGAUGAAGGAAAGAAAGACGAACAUGGCUUCAGCCGAGAGGAGGAAAUUGAGAAACUGAGGACUUCGGGAUCGAUGACACAAAACCCGGCCGAAAUAUCGCGAAUACGAAACAUUUCAAAAGUUCAGUUUGGGAAAAACGACCUCUUCCCGUGGUACUUUUCGCCGUACCCCGAGAUUUUUGCGCUAGAGGACGUUAUAUACAUCUGCGAAUUCUGCCUCAGCUACUAUGGGGAUGAAUUCGCCUUCACGCGACACCGAAAGAAGUGUACGCUGCAGCAUCCGCCGGGCAAUGAGAUCUAUCGGGAUGACUACGUCUCGUUCUUUGAGAUUGAUGGACGGCGGCAGCGGACUUGGUGCCGUAACCUUUGUCUUUUAUCCAAGAUGUUUCUGGACCACAAGACGCUCUACUACGAUGUGGAUCCAUUUUUAUUCUAUGUCAUGACGAUGCGGACAGACAAGGGAUGCCAUAUUGUAGGAUACUUUUCCAAGGAAAAGGAAAGCGCGGAUGCAUACAACGUUGCUUGUAUUCUGACACUUCCGCAAUAUCAGCGUAAGGGUUAUGGCCGUCUCUUGAUUCAGUUUUCAUAUGAGCUGUCCAAGAUUGAAGGCAAACUGGGCUCCCCAGAGAAGCCUUUAUCCGAUCUUGGCCUUCUCAGUUAUCGUCAAUACUGGUCUGAGAACAUUCUCGACUUACUGCUGGGCUACAAUGAACGGGAUGAGAAGGUGACGAUUGAAGCAAUCUCGACGGCGCUGGCGAUGACCACACAGGACGUGGAGCACACGCUGCAGGCCAUGAAGAUGCAAGUGUAUCAUAAGAGUGAUCACAAGAUCGUGAUUCCCGAGAGACUGAUUGAGCAACGGGAGAAGCAAAAGUUGAAGCGGAAAAGGGUUCUCGAUCCUCUCAAGAUCCAGUGGAAGCCGCCAGUGUUUACAGCAUCGAGCCGGACAUGGGGUUGGUGA
Trichoderma aggressivum f. europaeum is the source of this 1509-nucleotide messenger RNA. RefSeq lists its product as uncharacterized. Gene Ontology annotation, biological process: positive regulation of transcription by RNA polymerase II; negative regulation of DNA-templated transcription. Gene Ontology annotation, cellular component: MSL complex; chromatin. NCBI's taxonomy places the organism in Eukaryota, Fungi, Ascomycota, Sordariomycetes, Hypocreales, Hypocreaceae. The record is from RefSeq and is a predicted model, not a curated record. Bases 1 to 1509 code for a protein of 502 amino acids. The transcript has 2 exons. Gene Ontology annotation, molecular function: histone H4K16 acetyltransferase activity; transcription coregulator activity.